Molecule: messenger RNA, 5050 nt
Organism: Zalophus californianus (California sea lion)
Lineage: Eukaryota; Metazoa; Chordata; Mammalia; Carnivora; Otariidae
Gene: PTGFR
Product: prostaglandin F receptor
Exons: 3
Coding region: 342-1442 (366 amino acids)
Biological process (GO): adenylate cyclase-activating G protein-coupled receptor signaling pathway; positive regulation of cytosolic calcium ion concentration; inflammatory response
Cellular component (GO): plasma membrane
Molecular function (GO): prostaglandin F receptor activity
Source: RefSeq, a predicted model, not a curated record
GCUGCGAGCGCCGCCGGGUGCUGAGCGACCGGAGGAGCCCUGUGCGCCCGCAGGUUCCGCGCUGGGGGAGCGCACGGAGGGACUCGCGGCGGGGCCGAGCAGAGCGGGAGCGGGAGCCGGAGCCGGAGCCCGAGCGGGCGCGCGGCGCUGCGCGGGAGGAACUCCCCUUGGCGGCGGAGCGGAGCCCGGCGCGCCAUGGCACUCGGAGCGGGGCGCCCUUCUCCGCCGAGAGCCCUACCGGCGGCCCGGGAUGCCAAGAUGUCCGGACUGCAAGCCUGCACUGUGCUGAGAGGGAGAUGACUUGAGUGGCCAGCUUUUUUUUUUUUUUUAUCUCCACAACAAUGUCUAUGAACAAUUCCAAACAGCCAGUGUCUCCUGCAGCUGGGCUCCUUUCAAAUACAACUUGCCAGACGGAAAACCGGUUUUCGGUAUUUUUUUCAAUCAUCUUCAUGACAGUGGGGAUCUUAUCAAACAGCCUUGCCAUUGCUAUUCUCAUGAAGGCCUAUCAGAGAUUUAGACAGAAGUCCAAGGCAUCGUUUCUGCUUUUGGCCAGUGCCCUGGUCAUCACAGACUUCUUUGGCCACCUCAUCAAUGGAGCUAUAGCAGUCUUUGUAUACGCUUCUGAUAAAGACUGGAUCCGCUUUGACCAGUCAAACAUCCUUUGCAGUAUUUUUGGUAUCUGCAUGGUAUUCUCUGGUCUGUGCCCACUUUUUCUAGGCAGUGUGAUGGCCAUUGAGCGAUGUAUUGGAGUGACCAAGCCAAUAUUUCAUUCUACGAAAAUUACAUCCAAACAUGUGAAAAUGAUGUUGAGUGGAGUGUGCUUGUUUGCUGUUUUCAUAGCUUUGCUUCCCAUCCUUGGGCAUCGAAACUAUAAAAUUCAAGCAUCGAGGACCUGGUGUUUCUACAAAACAGAGCACAUCAAAGACUGGGAAGAUAGGUUUUAUCUUCUUCUCUUUUCUUUUCUGGGGCUCUUAGCCCUUGGCGUUUCAUUCUUGUGCAAUGCCGUCACAGGAAUUACACUUUUAAGAGUUAAAUUUAAAAGUCAGCAGCACAGACAAGGCAGGUCUCAUCAUUUUGAAAUGGUCAUCCAGCUCCUGGCUAUAAUGUGUGUCUCCUGCAUUUGCUGGAGUCCAUUUCUGGUGACAAUGGCCAACAUUGGAAUAAAUGGAGAUCAUUCUCUGGAGACCUGUGAAACAACACUUUUCGCUCUCCGAAUGGCAACAUGGAAUCAAAUCUUAGAUCCCUGGGUGUACAUUCUGCUGCGGAAGGCGGUCCUUAAGAACCUCUACAAACUGGCCAGACGCUGCUGUGGAGUGCAUGUCAUCAGCUUGCAUGUGUGGGAGCUUAGCUCCAUUAAAAAUUCCUUAAAGGUUGCUGCUAUUUCUGAGUCCCCAGUUGCAGAGAAAAUAAGUCAGCAAACACCUGGUUUAAUAGGACAGUAAGGCAGUGUAGAUCUAGGGCAACAUUCAGGCGAGUUUUGUCAAUAUUUCAGUUAAUUGGAUAGAGAUAGAAGGCCUAACUAGAAAAUUCAGACCUCAGCAGUUAGUUUGGGGGGUACUUUUGUCAGAUUUGGCUGUUGAAAUUUGUUAAAUUCACUGUACAAUUGCAUCUUUUCACUUGUUUUUGUCAACUGGAGGUAAACAUGAUGCGAUGAUGCCAUGGGAGUCAAAAUGAAAAAAAAAUUUGGCUUAUUUGUGUUAUUCACGCUUUUGGAAUGAGUGACUCUGUUGAAGCCUAAAGCAUUUGCAUGUUCUAUUUGUCAAAGAGCAUCUUACUAUUGACUUGCACAGUGAAAUAGCUGUUUGGGUGUCGUUGCUCUGCAGCUGUUCUUGAUAAACGAGGCUCAUGAAGUGGAGCACGCUCACUGUUGGGUCUGGUCUGUUAUACCCCUCAUUAUGUAGCUUCAAUCAAUGUAUGUAUGGUCAUGUCUCAUGGGACUCAUGGUGGCUUUUUAUAGUGACUUCCAUGACACCAGGUGUGGCUAUCAGGUUGCCUGACCUCGUGAGCCUCCUUAGAAUGAGCCUAUCCUUGUCAUUUUGACAAAUAUGACUGCUUGCAUGUAUUAUUGUGAAGAUAAAUUGUUGCUUGAAGGUUUUUUUGUGUGUCAUAGAUUUACCCAGUUUUCACAUAAUCUCCUUUUCCUCUGAAAGUUUUAGUGCACAGUAAAUAAUUUUUUGAGAAACAGUCUCCAUCUCAGCACAUAUCUGGGUGAUUUGCCUUAUAGCAGUUCCUGUGAAGCUCUGCCGCAGAUAAUGCAAACAAACAGAAUUUAAAACCCCAUGAUAGGUACAAAGCAUAUUGGCAAAGAAGCUCUACUUUGAACUGUCAUUUCUGUAUUAGAGAACAAAAGAAACACAAUCUAUAUAUAAUAUUCAAAGACUAUCUGCAGCUAGCGUGUUUGUGCUUUCUACACACACACACACACACACACAUACACACACACACACACGUACACAGCAUAUCAAAAAUUUCUGUUGAAAGCUAGUUCAUUAAAUCUGUAAGAUGGCAUCUUCUAGAGCCUAUGUUACCUAUGUCAAGGGGAAAAUUGGCAGUUAGUCAGGAACUUGGUGAUCAUUAUUAUGGGUAGCCAAGAGAUCAGGGGAUAAUGAUCUCUCUUCAAAUUUCCCAGUAAUACUUCAAACUUCUUUGCUUCUUUGUAUAAUUCAACCCCCCAAAUUUUAGUGAUCUUUGAAAAUGUCCUGGGGCUAGCAGAACAUAGGGUAGGGAGUUCUGCUUCACAGUAAGGAAAUUUAUUUCUGUAAAAGAUUUAUUGCUUUCAUUACAUGUGGUCCACUUAAAAAAAUUAACCUUCUCUGUGAGCCUGAUUUCACAUUCUCCAGGAAAUCUAUGUGUUUCAGCUAGACUUAAAUUAUUAUAUUCACAAAUUUUUGCUUUUGACUGGUAAUAUACAUUGGAAGUUGUUGUCAACUUUUGUGACUUUUGGUAAAUUCUUAUGAACAAAUGAAAAGAAAUUAAGCAAAUAACCUCAUUGAAGAUUUAAAGGAAACCACUUUUUUCCAGUGAAUUUAAAGAGGGGAAAUACACACACACACAGGGGCACAUGAUAUUCUUAAUUUAAGACCAGUAAAUGAUGAAUCACACAAAGUUAGGUUAUUCUCAUGUAUAGAAUACAUAGUAGUUGCUCAUAAAACACUUGCAAAAUUGAGUUACAGACAAGAGUUUUUUUGAUGCAAAAUGGGCAUGGACUUGCAAAGUUUUUGUGCAUUUUUACUUAAAAUGACAACUACAUAUUGGUUAUUUUGAUAUAUAUGUGUGUGUCUAUGUAUAUUUAAAUAUCCAGUGUAUAUACUUAAAAAAAAAAGCCAUUGCAAUUUCUGAUUGCUGUUACAUUACAGGAAUGUUCUCAUGUGUUUCAAGAGCACUUAAAGCCUAGAGCAUUGAGAUGGCUUAGAGGAGACAUUUAUUUCCCACAGCUCCUUAAGAGAGUGUUGGUGUCCUGGCAGCUGAGGCACAAGGAACCACAGCUUCAUCCUUCCUUCUCAUGCUAGAUAGGAUGCUGUAGCAAACAUUUCCAUGUAUUGUGACCCGGGAGAGGCGUGCAGAGAAACUCUCAUUCAGGCCUCCCGGCCUCUUCUCUUCAAGGCUUCUAAGUAAAUGGCAUCAUGGUUGUUCUAUUGCCAUGAUGUCACCCUGGCCACAUGUAUCUAUAGUGAGGAGAUACUGUGACCUUACUAUAUGUGGGAAUGCAUGGGCAUGUAAGGUGUUAGGGAAUGACAGGGCAGUCAUUCUCUGCAUAUCCUGGAAGGAUUCUCUUUAUUAUCUGAGCACAGGCUUAGGGCAACUAAGUUGGUUUAUAAUGAGGUUAAACCCAAGAAGUAGACACCAAAAAUUGAAAAAAAAAAGGAGUAAAAGAAUAUGCAUUUACAUUGUGUUAGGCCUUUUGUCCAAGGAAAAUGAAAUAAAGUGAACACAAUAUGCAUAUAUCUCACUUCAGAAUUUUAUUUCUGUUAUUAUAUAUAUUUCAGUGUAGUUCAGCAUCUUAUUGUGUGUUGAAUAAUAGACUGUAACAUCCAUCAACCACUUUCAUAGAAAUGUUCAAAGUGAAAAUAUACUUGUUCCGAUUACUAGAAAUAAAUAGUACAAAUAGUGUUCACCAGGUUAACCAAUUUUGAAAUUUUAAGCUCUGUUUUAAAAUUUAUAAUUAAACUGUCAGAGCAACUGAAUUGCCCUUCUCAUUGGGUAAAGUAGUAUCAACACCACUUCACUUACUAUUUGAUCAUAUUACUUCUGGGAGAAUUUAUUAUUCUGGGCACAUGACUUGCAAAUGCCAGGCUUUUCCUUUUGUUAGUGAAUUUAAAAACUGAGACAAAAAAAAGCCAACAGCAUAUGGGUUUUUAUGAUUAUGAAUACAAAGACAGAUAAUGUUGACUCAUAAUUAGUUGUAGGUGCAUCCCAGUGUAUCACACUUUUUACUGAGGCUUUAACUAAGUGACAAAUAUUCUACAUUUUUUUCUAAAGGCUGAAAGUUCCUUUUAAUUAUUUGUAUUGCUGAAGUGCAAAAUACCUAAAAGUUAACUCAUACACACCACACACGCACGCACACAGAUGUAUCUGUCUUACGCAAUAAAUGGUCUUGUUUGCUCAUUUUCAGUCUUUAAAAGAAAGACCCACUUUAGCUUUGUGUCUAAUCUGAAUUUAGAUCCCAGAUAAGAGCACUUGCUAAACACAUAGAUGAACUUUGUGUGAAACUUGCCGCCAGCUUCGCCUGUAUCACAUCAUUGCUCCAAAUUAAUAAACGAAGGUCAGAAUAUGAAAGAUGGGAAUGUCCAUUUUCUUACUUCUUCAUCUGGGUGUCAAAUAUUUCACCACAUGGCAAAUAAUGUUGGACUUCAACUUGUUACUGAGGUAUUUUAACAGUAGAUACAAUGUGUUAUGUGAAUAAAUAUAUUUUGUGUUCUUCAUACUUGCUGGACUGUAUGAGAUUAAACAGUGAUAUGUAUAUUUUGUGACUUGUAUCAGUGUACGACUCAUGUAAUUUUAGUGUUUUGACUAGUUUAAAACUUCAAACAAAUGAUUUACAAUAAACUUG